This is a messenger RNA of Neltuma alba, 1891 nucleotides long. Its product is annotated as CBL-interacting serine/threonine-protein kinase 21-like. Gene Ontology annotation, biological process: signal transduction; protein phosphorylation. Gene Ontology annotation, molecular function: ATP binding; protein serine/threonine kinase activity. The record is from RefSeq and is a predicted model, not a curated record. Lineage: Eukaryota; Viridiplantae; Streptophyta; Magnoliopsida; Fabales; Fabaceae.
AAAGCGGCCACCAUGGAGGUCACCAACAAAAAGCUUUAAUUAUUCUCUUCAUCUCCAAAUAAAUUGGACUCAGAGCAGAUAUCCUCACAUAGUUCGACACGGACAAAGUUUUGGAACAAAACGAUCCUAAGAGGGUCCAAAUUGUGGAAGAGUAUAUCCAUACCUUGUCUGGGGCAGCAAGAAAAUUUGAUACUGAAAAGUAUCAGUAAUGGGCUUUGCAAGCAGUGUAGGCAAGUACAGACUUGGGCGUACGAUUGGAGAAGGGACAUUUGCUAAGGUUAAGAUUGCUGUUAACAGCCUCAAUGGUCAAUAUGUGGCGAUCAAGAUCCUUGAUAAGAAAAUGGUCAUGGAGAGCCAUCUCAAGUAUCAGGUUCAAAGAGAGAUAAGAACAAUGAAGCUUCUGAACCAUCCCAAUAUUGUAAGAAUCCAUGAGGUUCUUGGCACGAAGACGAAGAUAUAUAUUGCGAUGGAGUAUGUAUCAGGAGGACAACUAUCAGACAAGUUGUCUUAUGCCGGAAAGUUGAAUGAAAAUGAAGCAAGAAAACUUUUCCAGCAACUUAUUGAUGCUGUAGAUUACUGCCAUAACAAAGGAGUUUACCAUAGAGAUCUUAAGCCAGCAAACUUGCUUCUCGACAGCAAAGGGAAUCUCAAGCUGUCUGAUUUUGGACUGAGCGCGACGAGAAAGCCUGAUAAUGUUCUAACAACUGCAUGUGGUUCCCCAAGCUAUGUGGCACCUGAGCUUCUGUGGAACAAGGGCUACGACGGAGCAGCUGCUGAUGUUUGGUCAUGUGGGGUUAUACUUUUUGAAUUACUCGCAGGUUAUCUUCCUUUUGAUGACCACAACUUGAUGAACUUGUAUAAGAAGAUAAGUAGAGCAGAGUACACGUGUCCACCAUGGUUUACAGUAAGUCAAAGGAAACUAAUUGCCAAAAUACUUGAACCACGAGUUGCAAAGCGAAUAAAUAUGCCAGAGAUCAUGGAAGAUGGAUGGUUCCAAACAGAUUAUGUGCCGGCUUGUGAAUCGGGGUGUGAUCAGAACAUUCACAUGGAUGAUGUUAAUGCUGCUUUCGAUUCAGUUGAGGAGAAUAUCUUAGAGGCAACAAUCCCCACGUCCUCAAGUUUCAUUAAUGCUUUCCAACUGAUAGCCAUGUCUCAGGACCUUGAUCUAUCAGGCCUUUUCGAAGAACAGGAUCAAAUGCAGAAAACAAGACUAGGAUCCAAACACACAACAUCUGAAACCAUAGAGAAGAUAGAAACUGCUGCAACAGACGUGAAGCUGUCAAUAGAAAAAAUGAACAACUUCACGUUAAAAAUGCACCCUAAAGGAACGAUGACUAGAUGUUCCAGAUCAUAUUAUGACCUAUCAGCUAAGGUGAUUGAAGUUACUCCAGCUCACUGUGUUGUUGAAAUAUCAAAAUCUACAGGAGAUUUAAGAACCUACAAAAAAUUUUGUGAAAGUCUAUCCAGUCUACUGACAGAAAAUUCUGCUGCAUCAUCACAAUCCCACGAGUCUGUGGAACAAUGCAUCAAGGGAAAAGAUAACCAAGAUGCUGGCCGCUCUGAAGAGGCAAACUGUGAAGAUAACAAAGGCAUUCAUGAACAUACAUCUGCUUGAAGAUUGUCAGGCUUCUUUGAUAGAGAUAAACCAGAAUUCCAAAACAAUAAUUCUUACAAGUUCAAAUUCAAACCAAUGAUUCUUUUCUCUUUUUUUUUUUUCCCCGUUCACUGCAAACAUGUUGACUGAUACAAACUUAACUAUCACUUCAACAGUUCAUCGUUUUGUCCAUAGAUUUCAUUUAUCUCACAGCAACUAAUUAGCCACGUGAAAUGUAAUUUGCAGCAAUUCAAGCUCCUCUAUCAGAAUUAUUUGUCCAUUAUGUCUCCAUUCAAA